Messenger RNA from Piliocolobus tephrosceles (Ugandan red Colobus), 5007 nucleotides. It is a transcript of the gene TNPO3, whose product is annotated as transportin 3. The transcript is spliced from 23 exons. Gene Ontology annotation, cellular component: cytoplasm. The coding region runs from base 1203 to 3776 and encodes 857 amino acids. The record is from RefSeq and is a predicted model, not a curated record. Lineage: Eukaryota; Metazoa; Chordata; Mammalia; Primates; Cercopithecidae. Gene Ontology annotation, biological process: protein import into nucleus.
CAAUGAAGCUGAUGCCACAUGAAAUAUCUGCCUGGCUUAGCUGUGACUUUCACUCUAGAGUCUGGUGGAAAAUACUUGUCAAACUGUGCUGGGUUGAUUACACUGGUAAUACUUCAGAUUUAAGCCUCACAUCCUCAGAUCCAGGAAAGCAACUGCCAGUAUCAAGCAGUUACAUACUGAAACCAAACUCAACUCCUGUGUCAAAGACACAGUGGACAUUGGAGGCUACCUGCAUAAAGGUCUCAGGAUUGGUACAGCUACUUCCUACAUGGAAGCUGACACCAGUGACAUCAAUAUUUAGCUCUUUUGCCCAUUCCAGAAGAAGCCUGCUGGCUUUGAGCUUGGCACCAGGUUUAACACGGAGGUGACGGACUGCUUUGGAAUCAUCAUUUGCAAUCUUAAAAACCAACUCUGCUUUGAGUGUGUUCUGGCAACUGACAUCAACUUGACCUUAUUACCGAAAAUCAUCAUCUGGACUCCAUUAUUGGCAGUGUACUUAAUUUGAGACAUUUGUUUACAAGAAUUUGCAUAGAUAAACCUCUUUGGGGGCAUCCCCAGAAUCUGCACCAAUUGUAUUUCAGCCUUGCUAGCACAGUCAAAUCCUGUCCCAGUGGCAGUGAGAGUCUUUAUGAUGGCUCUGCUAUCAUUAUGUUUGACUGCAUGAAAGGGGGUGACAUGAGGAAGAGCUUUUAACCAUCUUAGAUGUAUCUUUAGAAUGUCUCUAAGGUCCAUGACAUAGAAGCCAUCCUAAUCAUCAUCAGAAGAAAAUUCAUUAAAUUUUUGGUCCAGAAUGUCUUUGGCAGUAAAACCUUCAUCAAGGAAGCGAGUGGCAGUGAAACUCCUCAUUACUAAACUUUUCAUGGUGUCUUGAUUUUCCUCUGAAACACAACAAAAUGGAAAACUAAGAGAUGGAAUUGAAAGAAAUAUUUCCAGCUUCUCACAAAGACAGUUCUCCAGGAAUUCCAAAUCCUGCCUCUUGUGCCCUCAGAGCAGCAGUGGAAACAUUCUCAGAGCACCUGGGUACCAUGGAGAGUGAAGAUGCUGCUCUCUGAGCCAGAGCUACAGGACCUCUGUGCUGUGCCUGUCAGUGCCUUGCUUCUGCCCGCCAGAGAUGCUGGCCCAAGGUUCAUGCAUGGGAGAUCUCAGACCAGUUGUUACAGAUCCGACAGGAUGUGGAAUCAUGCUAUUUUGCUGCACAGACCAUGAAAAUGAAGAUUCAGACCUCAUUUUAUGAGCUCCCCACAGACUCUCAUGCCUCUUUACGGGACUCAUUACUAACCCAUAUCCAGAACUUGAAAGACUUGUCACCUGUCAUUGUAACGCAGCUGGCUUUAGCAAUAGCAGAUCUUGCCCUACAGAUGCCUUCCUGGAAGGGAUGUGUGCAAACACUGGUGGAAAAAUACAGCAAUGAUGUUACUUCUUUGCCUUUUUUGCUGGAGAUCCUUACAGUGUUACCUGAAGAAGUACAUAGUCGUUCCUUACGAAUUGGAGCUAAUCGGCGCACAGAAAUUAUAGAAGAUCUGGCCUUCUACUCUAGUACAGUAGUAUCUCUAUUGAUGACCUGUGUAGAAAAAGCAGGAACAGAUGAGAAAAUGCUUAUGAAGGUUUUUCGCUGUUUGGGAAGUUGGUUUAACUUGGGAGUUUUGGACAGUAACUUCAUGGCUAACAAUAAAUUACUAGCACUCCUUUUUGAGGUUUUGCAACAGGAUAAGACCUCAUCUAACCUACAUGAAGCUGCUUCAGACUGUGUAUGCUCAGCUCUCUAUGCCAUUGAGAAUGUGGAGACUAACUUGCCAUUAGCUAUGCAACUUUUUCAGGGAGUGCUGACGUUGGAGACUGCCUAUCAUAUGGCUGUGGCACGUGAAGAUUUAGACAAAGUUCUGAAUUACUGCCGUAUUUUCACUGAACUAUGUGAAACUUUUCUUGAAAAAAUUGUUUGUACUCCAGGCCAAGGUCUUGGGGACCUCCGAACUCUGGAGCUGCUUCUUAUCUGUGCAGGACAUCCUCAAUAUGAGGUAGUAGAAAUUUCAUUUAACUUUUGGUACCGACUGGGGGAGCAUUUGUACAAAACUAAUGAUGAAGUUAUUCAUGGCAUCUUCAAAGCUUACAUUCAGAGGCUGCUUCAUGCCUUGGCUCGACACUGCCAGCUGGAACCAGACCAUGAGGGGGUUCCUGAGGAGACUGAUGACUUCGGGGAGUUUCGGAUGAGGGUAUCAGACCUGGUAAAGGACUUGAUUUUCUUGAUAGGGUCUAUGGAGUGUUUUGCUCAGUUAUAUUCUACUCUGAAAGAAGGCAACCCACCCUGGGAGGUGACAGAAGCGGUUCUCUUUAUCAUGGCUGCUAUAGCAAAGAGUGUUGAUCCGGAGAACAAUCCAACACUUGUGGAAGUCCUAGAAGGAGUUGUCCGCCUCCCAGAGACUGUACAUACGGCUGUGCGAUACACCAGCAUUGAAUUGGUUGGAGAGAUGAGUGAAGUCGUUGAUCGAAAUCCUCAGUUCCUUGACCCUGUGUUGGGCUAUUUGAUGAAAGGCUUGUGUGAAAAGCCCCUGGCUUCUGCUGCAGCCAAAGCCAUUCAUAACAUUUGCUCUGUCUGCCGAGAUCACAUGGCUCAGCACUUUAAUGGACUCCUGGAGAUUGCCCGUUCCCUUGAUUCCUUCCUGUUGUCUCCAGAAGCUGCUGUGGGCUUGCUAAAAGGGACAGCACUUGUCCUAGCCCGAUUACCUUUGGAUAAGAUUACUGAAUGUCUUAGUGAACUAUGUUCUGUUCAGGUUAUGGCAUUGAAAAAGCUGUUGUCUCAAGAGCCCAGCAAUGGCAUAUCCUCAGAUCCCACAGUGUUCUUAGAUCGCCUUGCAGUGAUAUUUAGGCAUACCAAUCCCAUUGUGGAAAAUGGACAGACUCAUCCAUGCCAGAAAGUCAUACAGGAAAUAUGGCCAGUUUUAUCCGAGACUCUAAAUAAGCACCGGGCUGAUAAUCGGAUUGUAGAGCGUUGUUGCAGGUGCCUGCGCUUUGCUGUUCGCUGUGUAGGCAAAGGAUCUGCAGCGCUGCUGCAGCCACUAGUCACACAGAUGGUGAAUGUGUACCACGUACAUCAGCAUUCCUGCUUCCUGUACCUUGGCAGUAUCCUUGUGGAUGAAUAUGGCAUGGAAGAAGGCUGUCGGCAGGGACUACUAGACAUGCUCCAGGCACUGUGCAUCCCCACCUUUCAGCUCCUAGAACAGCAGAAUGGUCUCCAGAAUCACCCUGACACUGUAGAUGACCUGUUCCGGCUCGCCACCAGGUUUAUUCAGCGUAGCCCUGUCACCUUGCUGCGGAGCCAAGUAGUCAUCCCUAUCUUACAGUGGGCCAUUGCCUCUACUACCCUGGACCACCGGGAUGCCAAUUGUAGUGUCAUGAGGUUCCUACGAGACCUCAUUCAUACAGGGGUAGCCAAUGAUCAUGAAGAAGACUUUGAAUUACGGAAAGAACUGAUUGGACAGGUGAUGAACCAGCUUGGACAGCAGCUUGUCAGCCAGCUGCUGCACACCUGCUGCUUUUGCCUCCCCCCCUAUACCCUACCAGAUGUGGCUGAAGUGCUCUGGGAGAUCAUGCAGGUUGACAGACCGACUUUUUGUCGUUGGUUAGAAAAUUCCUUAAAAGGUUUGCCAAAGGAAACAACUGUGGGAGCCGUCACAGUGACACACAAACAACUUACAGACUUCCACAAGCAAGUCACUAGUGCUGAGGAAUGUAAGCAAGUUUGCUGGGCCUUGCGAGACUUCACCAGGUUGUUUCGAUAGCUCACACUCCUGCACUGUGCCUGUCACCCAGGAAUGUCUUUUUUAAUUAGAAGACAGGAAGAAAACAAAAACCAGACUGUGUCCCACAAUCAGAAACCUCCGUUGUGGCAGAGGGGCCUUCACCGCCACCAGGGUGUCCCGCCAGACAGGGAGAGACUCCAGCCUUCUGAGGCCAUCCUGAGGAGUUCCUGUUUGGGGGUGUGAGGGAAAAUCAGCGCGGUUUUUAAAAAGAUGGCUGAGGCCUGCCCGGCGUGGUGGGAGGGGAGCUGGUUUCCUGGUGAACUUUCUAAAAGGAAAAAUAAUUUUAAGUAAAGAAAAAAGAAAAAAAAGGAAAACUAAACAGAAACCAGAACUGAAACAUUCACCUGGUAGCAAGUGACACAUGCACGCACACACAUACACGCACAAGCGCCAGUGCGCACGUGCACGUGGAAAAACAAAAGGACAAGCUUUCUGUGAAACAAAAUAUUUACUUAGGGAUAAUGUGGGGAUUCACGUGAAUUAAAUAGCUGCAAUUGGAAGAAGAGGGUCAGGGUCAUUUGUUCAGGUUUUCUAUUGUUUUGUCCUCUGUUUCCUCUUCUCCCCUUCCUUCUGUUUCUCUCUCCCCUCCUUUUAAAUGCAAAUGAGUAGAAAUUUAUUCUACCUUCCCCAGGUGUUUCUUCCCACCUUUAGAGUUGUGUAGACAAGGAGGAGUAAGCAAGGAGCCUGUUCUGCUUUCUAUUGUGGUCACAUUGGUGAUGCUCAGGACCUGCCAGGGUCAGAAUUUAUGGAUAUCUGAACCAUACAUCCAUAACCAUAUCUCAGUCCACUUCCAAUCCACAUCAGGUUGUUGUCUGCCUUGGAGAGAAGAGCCAAAACUGGGGUGGGGUGGGGGGUACAGGAUAUAAAUGUGUAAGUUUUUGUUUUUUAAGGUUUUUUUCUUAGUGAAUUAUUCACCCACAGACAUGAGAGAAAAAAAAAGAGGGAGGGUGUGUGGAGAAAAAAUGUUUACAGGGCUAACAAGGGAUGAUGUGUCAUUUAGUAUUUUACUAAAAAGUGUGGAAAUGACUUGAUUUCAAGGGGAGGGUGAGGCCAAAGAGGGAAGCCCAAAACAGAUCUUAAUGUUUCAAAGGAGUGCAGCCCUGCACAGCCAUCAGAUAUGAGGGCACUGUUCUGUCUGGUGUUGUAGCCAUCUCAAGAACAAAUCAACAGCAACAAAAGAAAAAGAAUAAAUUUUUAAAAUUUAACCAGU